This is a messenger RNA of Adineta ricciae, 972 nucleotides long. The record is from the annotation of a GenBank genome assembly. NCBI's taxonomy places the organism in Eukaryota, Metazoa, Rotifera, Eurotatoria, Adinetida, Adinetidae.
AUGGCUGCACAAGCAAAUCAAUCGGCAUCGUCGGCAAGCGUUCUAGUAGCGAAAUGGGAUUCUCGAUACGCAGGCCAUGUUCCUCACGAUCUGUCCUACUAUUCGAAAUGUGUUCUCGGUGGUAUUCUUGCUUGUGGACUUACACACACAGCCAUCUGUCCGCUCGAUGUAACAAAAUGUAACAUGCAAGUUAAUCCUGAAAAGUAUAAAGGUUUAGUAAAGGGUCUUCGAUUGAUUAUUGCCGAAGAAGGAAGUCAAGCUAUUUGGAAAGGAUGGCUACCAACAUUUCUUGGUUAUUCAGCACAAGGAGCAUUCAAAUACGGUCUCUAUGAAGUUUUCAAAGAUCAAUAUGCGAAUAUACUUGGCAAAGAAAAUUUCGAAAAAUACAAAGGUCUUGUUUGGUGUGCUGCAUCAGCUUCAGCUGAAGUGUUUGCUGAUGUUGCAUUAUGUCCAUUAGAAAUGGUUAAAGUGAAAGUACAAACAGCACCCAAGGGUACAUUUCCAACAGCAUUCGGUGCAGCAUGGUCGCAGAUGAGUGCUCAGCGAGCAGAAACUGGCUUUCCAUACCGAUCACUUGUGCCAUUAUGGUCUCGACAAGUGCCAUAUACUGUCGCAAAAUUUUUCUUCUUCGAAAAGGUCGUACAACUGUUCUAUACAUAUGUGUUUACAAAACCGAAAGAAACGUACUCGAAAACUACACAACUUGGAGUGACAUUUUCGUCAGGGUAUACAGCUGGUGUUAUCUGUGCUAUUGUAUCACAUCCGGCUGAUUCGCUUGUUUCUCUUCUUGGUAAACCAGCUAAUAAGGGUAAAAGCUUAGGGCAAAUUAUUAAUGAAACAGGCUUUGCCAAACUUGCUACCAAGGGUCUCGGUACACGUAUUCUGAUGAUUGGUACAUUAACUGGCCUUCAAUGGUGGAUCUAUGACACUUUCAAAACAGCAUUGGGCAUGGGAACAACCGGUGGCAAAUAA